This is a messenger RNA of Centruroides sculpturatus (bark scorpion), 2326 nucleotides long. RefSeq lists its product as uncharacterized. The transcript is spliced from 2 exons. The record is from RefSeq and is a predicted model, not a curated record. Lineage: Eukaryota; Metazoa; Arthropoda; Arachnida; Scorpiones; Buthidae. Bases 151 to 1116 code for a protein of 321 amino acids.
GCUUCUGUCUGCCGAAGCUGCUGGCGCGUUUUACUACUCACUUCAAUCACAGGUAAAGAACGUAUCCUGACAAAUAAUUUUACGUUAAAUUUUUUGUUUGUGCUGUAUGGAACCAUUAUAAGUACUGGAAAAUUUAUCAAUAUAAUUAAUAUGCAACGUUCGCCAACUAAAAGAGGAAGACCACCACGUCAAAAGGCAAAAUCAAUUAGUAGAAAGGAAACUGCUUCGACCACUAAUAUUAUGUUAAUCACAGAUUGUAAUGAACACGUAGAAAGAACUUCUCCUGAACCACUCUCUGCAAAUGCAGGUUUGAACCCUGAAACAUCACUUCUAAGUUCACAAAUAUCAGGUGAGCCAUUUGAUUUUUUAUCUUCACCAGGAAAAUUGGAAAAUUCAUCUGAUAUGUCGGGUUUGACACUAUGGAAUAAAAUUUCCGAAUUAAUUAAUGUUUCUAACACGAGAAUUUUAAAUCAAAUGACUAUUAUUAAAGAAGAUUUGGACCAGAUUCGUAAUAGUAUUCAAGAAACUAAGGAUCAGAAUCAGAAAAUUAAUAGCCAAAUAAUUAAUCUUGAACAACAAAUUGUUAAUUUGAAAAUAGAAAAUGAAAGUAUGCACUAUCGAAUGGACAAUAUGGUUAAUGUGCAACAUCGUAAUAAUAUAAUGUUUUAUAGAUAUCCUAGUAAAACCAGUCCUACCAAGUUAGAAGUGUUUAAUCUUAUUAAAGAAUCAUUUGAAUUACAUGAAGUUACAAUGGAUGAUCUAAUAGCGAUUAUUCCAAUAACUAAAUCACAGUAUCCAACAAUUAAAUUAAUUAUUAAAAAUUCUCAAAUAAGAGAUUAUAUUUAUUCGAGUUUUAUAAAAAUGAAACAACAAAAUCUAUCGAAUCUAUGGAAAGAAACUCAAAUUUCACAGGACCUCACUAAAAGAUCUAGAUUAAGACGAAAACAAUUAAUUCCUUUUUUAAGCGAGUUAAAGAAAGCAGGUAAAUAUCCUAAACUCCGAGGUGAUUCUAUUCUGUUGGGCAAUUAUUCUUUGACGUAUAGCUAUGUGUUGGAGGAGCUGGUAUACUCGGAUUCUUUUACCCCGUUUUCUACUUCUGAGAAUACUCUGCAAUGACAUAUUAUUAAUUUAAAUACACCUAUCCAAGACUUACGCUUUGUGGAGACUCAAAUUUCAAGUCCUUUGUCUGCUGCAAAUAAUAAAUGAAAGUUUACACGAUAUUGCGUACAAUUAAAAAGUCUCCCAUUUUGAAAAAUGGAAGAAAUUAUAUAUACCUAAAAAAGAAAUAAUUACAUUAUUGUUUAUUUAUUGAUUAAUAAAUUAGAAAUAAAUAACCUGACAUAAAAUUUUGGUUAAAAUUAUGGUAAAUGUACUUCUCGAACAACAGCAAAUACUAUUUGAAGUUUUUCGUACAUACGAAAUUUUGAGAAGCUCUAUUCUUUUUGUUGUUAUAACUGGAGAUUUAAAUGCUAUAUUGUACAGUUCAUGAUUUUGCUAUAUAAAGGACCUAACGUUAUAAAUUAAAACAUUCGUAAAGCCAAAGAUGUUAAACAGACUAAAAUGGAUUGUAACUUUCUAAAAUUAACGACUCAAGCUCAAUUAUAUAUGUUUAAUGGCAGAAUUGAAAAGGUCUUGCCUUCUGAAUUUAUUAUGUAUUCACUUCGGGAAGCUCUAUUAUCGAUUUGUUUAUAUGUUUAGUAUUUCUAGUGGAUUUAUGUUUGGAGAUUCAGGUAUUAUAUUGUGAUUUAUCAGACCAAUUUUCUGUUAGUUCGUUCUUUGGAUUGAAAGAAUUGUAUCAUAUUGAUUGUGUUAUACCGAAGUAUCAGAUAAUUGUCUAUCAAUAUCAAUGAUAUCAAGUCUUCUGAAGAACUGGAUUUAUUUAUUCGUAAAUUUAAAUAUUAAUACAGAUCUUGGAAUGGAUAUAAUUACCAUUAAUUUUAUUAAUCUUCUACCGCCAGCGGGUAGGCAAGUUCAUCUUGAUAUUUAUAACCAUUUUUAUAAAAUAUAUAUUAUUUUUUCACUGAGUGUACAAAGAUUGUUGAAGCGCAAUGUAAAUCUAAAUUAAAAGAAACUUAUGAUUUAAAUUAAUAGGAAAAUUUCAGAACCAAUCUAGAAAUAAUUCUGUUGUGUAAGAUGUAUAAUAUUUAUAAUUUUUUGUUCAUAUUUUAAAGAUUUUGAAAUAUGAUAGUGUAGAUUGCAUGAUUGGUAUACUAUGUUUAUUAAGUUUUAUGUAAUAGGAUACUUAAAACAUGUUUAAAUGAAUAUUAAUUGUAUUCUUGUAAUUUUCUAAAGCCAACCCCCCUGUAACAAGACUUUUCUUAUUACA